AGUCGAACAAAAUGUCAAGUUCAUUUGAGGACUCCGUUGUGUUCGUUUUUCCAUGAAAAUUUCUUUGCAAUUUAAACUGACACUAUUUCCCAUACAGAUUCAUGAUGACUUGAUAGAUGUCCUCAUAGAAAAUUCACAGAACAACCCGUGUAUAUAAAUCAUGUAAUCUAUACUUUUUCGUUGCGUAACUGUAUUUGAAAUAAAGGAAGAUACACUGCAUCAGUUCAGAGACCUUCUAGAUUAGAAAACUACAAGGAAGACUUUCUAAAAAGGGGUCCAUCAAGGAAUGGACCAAAUUCAUGACUCUGUAGCAUGGUAUCAGAAAAAGAUUGGUCUUCAUGAUAAACAAUUGUGGGAACAGAGUGUAGAUCGUAAAGUUUUAAGGGGUAUCAGAAAUGCACCAAGAAGAUCAGUUAGAGCCAAAACAGAGUUCAUAGAUGUUGAUUUAAUCAGAGGUUCAACAUUUACUAGAGCCAAGCCACAGGUAUCAUGGACAUACAUAGCACACAAAGCUAUAAGUCGUGUAUUGUUCUUUCCCUUUCAUUAUAAAUGGUGGUUACAGCAGACAUCAAAGAGAUUCUUUGCCUUCCUUUUGAUCCUGUAUACAUUACAAUUAUUGACAACUAUUGUUUUUUGCCAGAACGUGGGUGCUAAGCUAGCACAAGAUGAGCUGACAUUAUGUGAAGUAUUUUUCCCCAUUUUAUUGAUGUUACUUCUUGGUUAUAUUCACUCCACAACAGUUGUAUCCCAGUCUCAUGUCUCACAUAGAUCUCAAAGGGAUAUCAAAUCUAUUAGAGAAUAUCAGAUCAGGAGAAAAAGGACAUUAUCAUCUUCAUCACCGAAUCAUGGUUGUGAUAAACCAUCAAGAAAUUCGUCAACACUACCACAGGAUGUUGACAGAAAGUCACCUCCUAGUGUCGACAGACGUCCCAAGAGAGUUGUGAAAAAUAAGGAGUUUGUUGUGAAAACAAAGAAAAAUGGCGGAAUUGAAAGUAAAUCUGUAAGUUGGAGCGAUGCAUAUCAAGAAGAAGCGUUGAGAAUUGUUCCGGAUGAUCGAAUUAAAAAACAGGAAAGUCAAGAUAGUGAAACAUACACAACUGAUGAGGAGAAUAAUGGUUCUCUCAAAAGAGCCGAGAGUUUUGAUUCAGAAAUAGAAAAAACUACAAAUGAUUCAAAAGGGGAGAUAACUAGAGAUAAUCUUGAAAACUUGACUCCUCCCUUGUGUGGGAAACCAGAAGAAAUCACCGGAAAUUGUAAAAUUGAUACAGAUAAAAAAGAAAAAAGUCAAUUAGAAUUAAAACUUUCCCCAGGUGGUAUAUCAAAUCAAGAGAAUGGUGCUAAAAAACAUAAACAUAACAAUUGCCAUAGCCACACAGGUAUAGAUGUGUUGUCCAGUGAUAUGCAUUUGGCAGAAAAAUGUGACAAUAUUAUUGAAGGACUAAAAAUUCCCAAUUUUACUGAUGGUACCAUUCGUAAAGUGGAAAAUUUAACUGCAGAGGAAGCUGUGGAUUUUAUGAACCCAUCUACAGAUAGUUUGAGCUCUAUAACAAGCUCCAGUUCUGCUCCCGAGUCCAAUACAUUAGAGUAUGAAGGUACCAGUGAUUUUGAUACCUUUGCUGUAGGAGGCAGUGGGGUAACAGAUUAUAAACAGUCAGAUAAAGUGCAAGCCAAAGACAACAAACCAGGAUCCAGUUCUUAUAGAAAUCCAAGGGAACAGUUGAAUAUUUUAAGACAUGGAGAGACUCAAAGUGAGGAUAGUGGAAUUGAUUUUACAAACAAAACUCUAUUGUUCAGGUCAGAAUCUGUUCCCCUGCCUUUGUCAAUACCGAAACCUAAAAAGGAAGUGAUGUCAGAUACUGAUCCAGAAAGGAAUAACUCUGGUUCUGAAUCAGACAAAGAAACUCAAUUAAAGGCUAAAACUGUCCUUCUUCAGGGCUUGAGAAGACGAAGCCAUACUGUUGGAGAUGAAAGCAGUGAGUCUGGACCAUUUUAUAGAACUAAGAGAACAAUAACUAGAAAUAAGGAAAGUUUAAAGAAAGAUAUCAGCUCCUCAGAUGGUGAAACAAGCCAAGCCAGUCAUGCUAGUGUCCAUAAGAUGACCAGCUCUGAUUGGGAAGAUAGGGUACAAUCUGAUGAUACCACUUCCACAUAUUCCAGUAGUUGUGGAUCAGAUGUUGAACUUGGAAAUGAGGCGGGGCAAGAAACAUCAACGACAGUGUUGAACUCUUCAUCAGCCAAUCAAACGGCAGGAGAGAACAACAUACACGUAAUAAAUCUCCUUCAACCUCCUACAAGUAGUUCAGCUUUAGGUCACCAUUAUGUACCACCGGAUAAAGUAAGCUGUGUCAUCUGGGAGAAGGGAGAAUGUCAGAAAUUAGAUUUAACUGCCUUAGAGUUAGGCUGGACCAUCAUAGAGAAAGUAGACGAUAUUCCAGAGAGUUCAGACUACAUACUCAUAGGAUUUACAUUCUCUGUCUUAUUGUGUCUUGUACCGCUAGUAUUCCGUCUUUAUCAUGUCAAAGAAUUUCCUAGCUUAAUGAGUCUGGAAAUCAUCACUUUUUUAUCCAAAGUUUGGUGCUGUUUGAUGCAUAAUUCAUGGAGGUUGAAUCUUAUCAUGAUGAAUGGUAUUAUCCAGAGAUUCUGGCUGAGUUCUGUCUUCUUUUUCCUUCUGUCUGUGGCUGACAGAACAUUUAAACAGAGGUUACUGUAUGCCAAACAUUUCUGCUACUUAACAUCAUCAAGGAGGGCAAAGAAAUUUGAUAUGCCACACUUCAGGUUAAACAAAGUCAGAAAUAUUAAAACAUGGUUGUCUAUCAGGUCUUAUUUAAAGAAACGAGGUCCCCAGCGAUCUGUAGAUGUGAUUGUAUCAGCGUCAUUCCUAAUCACCAUAGUGCUCAUAACAUUGAUGUGUUUACAGUUAUUAAAAGAUGCAGACACAUAUUUAGAUUUCCUGUGUAACUGGGAGUUACUAUUCUGGAGUAUGACACUAGGUGUCUAUCUCUUCAGAUUUCUCACCCUUGGUCUGAAAAUCAACAAAAAGUAUCGUAACCUAUCUGUACUCAUCACGGAACAGAUUAACUUGUAUCUGCAGAUGGAACAGAAACCUCACAAGAAAGAGGAACUAAUGGUAGCUAACAAUGUACUCAAACUAGCCGAGGAUCUACUCAAGGAACUUGAAAGUCCGUUUAAAGUAUCAGGGAUAACAGCUAACCCAGUGAUUUAUAAUAUAACCAGAGUUGUGGUGCUGUCAGCAUUUUCUGCUGUUCUUACCGAACUUCUUGGAUUUAAGCUCAAGCUCUAUAAAAUUAAACUCAAAGCUUAAUGAAGACACAUGUUUCAUCUAACAGUCCCUCACACAGUUUCAGGGAGUUAGAUCAAGUUUUACAGAAUCAAGUGGAGUACAAAAGCUUCGACAUAGGCACUACACAAACAUAUUCAACUGGGUCAAACUUCAGUCAUUGUAAAGAAAAGGCAGCCAGCCAUACAGUCAUCUAUAAAACUAGUGCUAAAGAGAUUUAUAUUAAGUUUUAUAAUGGUGGAAUAGAAUUAAGUUCUUCAGACGCCUGGCUUUAAGCUCAAAAUUCUAUAAAAUGAGGUCAUGUUCCUUAUAAAGGUUGUAGUAUUUUCAUUGUUAGGUUUUCAUUGACUUAAUCAAACAGUUGAUUGAGUCAAAACAUGUUAAAAUUUACUUGAUAUAAAUUUUAUUUUGACCCUUAUUUUGAAGGGCUCACUAGUAAUCAUCAUCUUAGUCAGUAAGUUCAUUUUGUCUAGCUAUACUGUAAAUUCAGAAAUCAUAGAGUGUAUUUAUUGUUGCAAUUUUGUAAGAAAGGACAAAAAUAGGAGAUUAAUAAUUGCAAUUUCCUCAAAUUCUGCAUCAUAUAUCAGAAUGAAACUUCUUAUUAUUGAGAUACUCACCCAGUCCCAUUAUUCUAAAUAAUCUCUGAAUUUACAGAAUCUUAAUAUACAUGUAACUAUUUUUUUCAGUCUAUUAGAUUUCAAUUAUUUGAGUGUGCAUAAAAGUAAAGGUUGCUUUGGUUUUUUGAACCUUGAUAUAAUAUUUCUUGGGGUUCAUUAUAUAUUAAUUAUUAUAUGAGUUCAACCAAUUUAAGUAAAUUUCAUUGGUACAUGAGAACCACAAUUUUAAUAUUCAGAGAAUGAUAAAUUUUCUUUAGGCUCAUAUACAGACUUUAAAAUUGCCAAAACCACCAAAUCAAUUAUCUGCAAAAUUUCAUUUAAUGAUUAUUUCCUAAAUCCACAAAAAAAUGUAUCUAUGAAAAUAAAAAUUCCAAAGUAACUGUAUAUAUAAUCUAACUAGUCAACCUGUUUUUUUUGGUCAUCCUUUUGUUAAAUGCCCAAUGAUUUGUUAGGCCAGUAUGAAUAGCAUAGUAUUAUUCUUUUAAUGGGUAUUUAUAUUGAUAACAAACAUGGAUUUUGGUGAGGUUCUUGUUACUCAAUCUAUAUAUUUUUUUAUGUAGUGUAAUGUGGUCUUGUUGGUAUUUGGUCUUUAUUCAUACUGUUUGCCAUAGGUUUUUUCUACCUUUUAGUAAGUUUUGAAUAACUUUCUGGUAUCUCCAGCCAUUUGUAUGCUUCUUGUAUAGUAAACAAGCAAAUUAAACUUCAUUUAAUCAUUGUUCACACUAGAGAAUAUAUGCUAAAAAUACAACAUUGACUAUUUGACUUAAAAAAAUUAAUGGUACCAAUUUUCUUGCACUAGAUGCGCAUUUUGACAACACAUGUCUCUUCAGUGAUGCUCGUGGACAAAAUAUUUGAAAUCCAAAGCUUAAAUAAAAGAUGAAGAGCUAUAAUCCAAAAGGUCCAAAAAGUAUAGCCAAAUCCGUGAAAGGAAUCAGUAAAUUAGUAAUACAUGUAGUUUAAUAUUUAAACAUUUGCAAAAUAUAUAUAUAUAUAUUGUAUACAAUACACACUUUCUGUUAUCUGGAAAGAUCUCAAGAGUCAUACAAAUAUAGUUCAAUAUUGUGUUAGUUCUAUUGUGAAUCAUUAAUCAUCUUAAGACAUAGUUUAUACACUAGUAAGAAUUUGUUGCAUCUCUUUUAUGUUUUUUUCAAAAACUGAAUUUCAAUAGAUGACAAGCAGGUUCUGUAUAUGUGCAUUAAAAAAAGUAAUGAUGUGCAUCUUCCACUUUAUAUUAAUAAUUCUAACAUUAUCUGUUUAUUUGUUAAUUGAACUAAAAUGGCUCAAUCUGGCUAUAUAACCCUUUUAGAGCAAUAGAAAAUAAUCUCCCUUUAAAAUUUUAUGAUAAGUUAAUUAAUAUAUAGCCUGCACUUGCAUAAAAUGCACAUUUUAGCUGUAAAAAUUCAUUUUUCUUCAUGAAUUGUUGGUAAAGAAAUAACAGUUUCUCCACAGGGCAACUUUCCAUUUGAAUAUUUUUCAAUAUAGUAAAUUGUCCAAUGAGUAGAACUUAUACACCUAAGGAUUCAUAUUAAACUGACUUCAAAGUCCCAUGUGUAGUUUUUUUAAUUGCAAUAUUUUACACUUACUUUUCCAUUGAUAGUAUUUGAAUACUUUUUGAUUUUCUUAUUCACUGAUUCAUUAUUUUUAUGAGUCAUAUACAUUUAUGUUUAUCAUAUAUUUUAUGAUAUAUUAUUUUGUAGAUGAUAAAUUAUGUAUAGUAAUGAUAAAGGGAGUUGUAAAUA
Molecule: messenger RNA, 5654 nt
Organism: Mytilus trossulus (common blue mussel)
Lineage: Eukaryota; Metazoa; Mollusca; Bivalvia; Mytilida; Mytilidae
Product: protein PHTF2-like
Exons: 16
Coding region: 287-3322 (1011 amino acids)
Cellular component (GO): endoplasmic reticulum
Source: RefSeq, a predicted model, not a curated record